CGACAGACAACCAUUUUCUCUUUGGACGCCAGAACAAAACACCUUUUAUUUUCCUUUUUCUGUCUUCCUCCCCACACCAUGACAGACAGAGUAUACCCUUCAUCCAAACAAUCAACAAACGCCGCCGCAAACCCUUACUUUCCGCCAACUAAAGCUCAACGCUAUGGAGCGGCCCGCCCUCUAUACCGACCCCAAACCAAGCGCCACCGUCGUUCAUGUUGUUGUGCUUGUUGCCUCUGGACCACCGUAGCUAUCCUCGUAAUUCUCCUCCUCGCCGCCAUAGCCACCGCUAUCCUAUACGUCCUUUACCGUCCCCACCGCCCUACUUUCACAGUCUCCUCCCUCAAAAUCUCAACCCUCAAUAUAACAUCGUCUUCAAAACUCACCACCAACAUCAACCUCAACGUAGUAGCCAAAAACCCGAACAAAAGACUCGUGUACAUUUACGACCCCAUCACCGUAUCGCUCACCACGAACGACGGCAUCGAAAUAGGCGACGGCAGGUUCAGUUCCUUCGUGCAUGGAACGAAGAACACGACCCAUUUGAAAGCCGCCAUAACUAGCAACAACCAAGAACUCGAUGAUGGUUCAGCCGGGAAGUUAAAGGCUGGUUUGAAGAACAAGAAGGGUCUGCCAUUGAAGAUGAAGCUUGACACCAAAGUGAAAGCAAAGAUGGGAGCUUUGAAGACGCCAAAGGUUGGGGUUAGGGUUGUUUGUGAAGGGAUUAAAGCUACUGCUCCCAAGGGGAAAUCUGCAGCAACAGCUUCAACUUCUAAUGCCAAGUGUAAGGUUGAUUUGAGGAUCAAGAUCUGGAAAUGGACUUUCUGAUGAGAAAACAAAGAAGAAACGAAGGCUUGAUGUUUGUUUUAUUUUUCAUUAAUUUUGUGUUCAUCAUUAUUUUGGGGUGAU
This is a messenger RNA of Hibiscus syriacus, 909 nucleotides long. Its product is annotated as NDR1/HIN1-like protein 13. The transcript has a single exon. Gene Ontology annotation, cellular component: plasma membrane. The record is from RefSeq and is a predicted model, not a curated record. Lineage: Eukaryota; Viridiplantae; Streptophyta; Magnoliopsida; Malvales; Malvaceae. Bases 79 to 828 code for a protein of 249 amino acids.